Microplitis mediator is the source of this 357-nucleotide messenger RNA. RefSeq names its product snake venom metalloproteinase BITM02A-like. The transcript is spliced from 3 exons. Lineage: Eukaryota; Metazoa; Arthropoda; Insecta; Hymenoptera; Braconidae. The coding region runs from base 1 to 357 and encodes 118 amino acids. The record is from RefSeq and is a predicted model, not a curated record. Gene Ontology annotation, biological process: membrane protein ectodomain proteolysis. Gene Ontology annotation, molecular function: metalloendopeptidase activity.
AUGAAGUUAUGGUUAAAACAAGCAAAAUCGUCGAUUCCUUAUACUAGUUAUGACGCUCAUAUUAUUAUGACCCCGUAUGCCGAUGGUUUGGUUCAAGAAACUAGCACUGUUGGACUCGCAGUGCAGCCAAGUGCUUGCUCUGCUGCAAUACUUGAGAAUCCGAACGGAGGAAUCAUUUAUGAUCCUUAUGAUUUCAGAGCUAUUGUUAUCGGUGCGCAUGAGCUAGGCCAUAUAUUGGGCGCCGGUCAUGAUGAUGAUUCCUGUGGUGAGGGUUACAUAAUGGCAUCUCACGAAUCAAAUUCACAAAAGACUUGGUCACAGUGUUCGAUAGAUGGUUUCCGUAAAACUCUACGGUAA